Molecule: messenger RNA, 1039 nt
Organism: Linum trigynum
Lineage: Eukaryota; Viridiplantae; Streptophyta; Magnoliopsida; Malpighiales; Linaceae
Source: the annotation of a GenBank genome assembly
CUCUGCAAAUUGCAAACCCCUUCUCCUAACCUUCAUACAGGCGGCAGUGUAGGAAGGAUGGCUAUUCUCCAGGCUUACUCACCAUUUUGUCUCUCCUCAUCCACCUUCUUCUCUUCAAGUCUCUCUAACUCUAAACCACCUCUUCCUUCUCAUUCUUCUUCUUCUUCUUCUUCUUCUUCAUCACUCCAUUUCCCUUCCCGUCACAGCUCUCUCCUUAUUCCCACCCACCAGUUACGGCGUCAAUCUUCGCUGUCAAUGGAGCCAAGACAGCUGCUUUGCAGACCUCCCCAAGCUAAAUACAUCAGAGACGACUAUCUAGUGAAAAAGAAGACGGCGGAGGAAAUACAGGAGCUGGUAAGGGGAGAAAGGACUGUACCCCUAAUUCUCGACUUCUAUGCAACAUGGUGUGGCCCCUGCAUUUUGAUGGCCCAAGAGCUUGAAAUGCUUGCUGUGGAGUAUGAGAGAAAUGCAAUGAUUGUCAAGGUUGACACUGACGAUGAGUAUGAAUUUGCAAGAGAUAUGCAGGUUCGAGGUCUGCCAACAUUGUUCUUCAUCAGCCCAGACCCAAGCAAGGAUGCAAUCCGGACUGAAGGCUUGAUCCCAAUUGAGAUGAUGAGGGACAUCCUUAACAAUGACAUGUGAACAGAGCUGGAUGGAGAGCUGAAAAAUGAGAAGGGUUUAACUUGUUGAUGCGAAGUCCAGGUGGUCUUUACCGGAAGACUUGGGGGAUGAUGACAAGAACGGAUGGUAAGACACUCUUCGAGUAAAGAUCUGCAAAGAGUAGCGGAGAAUGUGAUUUUUCUCGGCUUCAAUGACUAUUUAUUCUCGCAGAAAUCCCCGAAAGCCGGGGCCUCGAACUAGUCUAGAUGCCAACCGAUCUUGGUUUUUUUGUUCCGAGGGAUACAUUCCUCUUCUCAGUGUUGUGGAUCUUUCACUUUGUUUUUCUCUCCACAAGUUAGCGAUGUUUCUUCACACUUGUAAACUUUCAUGCAGUGUAGGACGAUAAGGUGGUGAUUGAAAGUAAAAUUAGAUCGUUUGG